GCCAGAACUUGGACCAUGAAGAACAUCUAUAUUAAUACUCCAGAGUUGACAGUUCUACUUAUUUUCAGUGUCGUUGCUGCAGUGUCUGGGCGUGAUGUUGAUAUCGUGAGAUCUAUGGAGGUUGCGGCAACUGCUAGAAAUGAUGUUGUAACAGCUAGAACAACUGACGCUGCUGUUAGAAGUGGGACAGUCGGGAAUAACACUGCUGAAGCUAGUAAUGGUACAGUAGUAAAGUUGAAAACUGAUUCUCCCAAGCAACAAGCAGUUCUCAGAGUAACAUUUGAAGAUCUUAAAAACAUGAAAGAGUUGGUUAAAACAGUUGUAAAGGAAGAUAAUUUGGCCUCGGCUGUAAGGUUAUCCUUCCAUGACUGUGUUGGAGGAUGCAAUGGCUGUCUCAACAUAGAGGACAGGGAUAAUGCAGGACUAGGAGAUCUAAUAAUCGAACUGGAAACCUUGUAUAAAGGAAAACAAAUCUCACGUUUUAUGUCCAGAGCUGAUUUCUGGGCUUAUGCUGGAAUCUAUGCCGUGAAUGCUACCGUUGAAAUCGCUAACUCUAAAUGCAAUUCAACUAAAUGUUUAGUUCCGAAUCCAGGAUUAGUAUUUAAGACUGGUAGAGGAGAUUGUGCUACAUCUCCCUAUACAAACACUAGAGAUGGAUUUCCCGGACCUCAUCUUAACUUUUCAGGAGUUGCUGGAUACUUUCAUGAUAAAUUUGGGUUUACGGAACAAGAAACUGUAGCGCUCAUGGGAGUUCAUACAAUUGGACAGGCGCACUACCAUCAUUCAGGAUUCAAGGGUUCCUGGGUGGAAAAUGAAAAUACAGCUUUUAACAACAAAUACUACCAGAUUCUAGCUAAUCAGUCAAACAACUGGGUUCAAAAUAAUGUUGGAAAUACCACUACACCCCAAUGGCAGUGGAAUGCUGCGAAUAAUGUUGGUUUUAUGUUAAACUCAGACAUGGCAAUAUACAAGGAGGUUGCGUUGAGUUCUGAUGGAGUUAGUUCCUGUUCCUAUACCACCUGCCCUAAAUCAGCUGGAGCUUUCUACGUAGAACUCUACGCGGCAAGUAACGCAGAAUGGAUUCCAGAUUUUGCUGCUGUAUACACAAAACUAAUCUCCCAUGGUGCAGUGAAUUUACAAGAUAUCGACUAAAUGUUGACGAAAUUACGGCUCUACGCGACGGUCGGAUCGUGCAUUGUAUACAGUAAAUGUGUGAUUAAUUUUGACAAGUAAAAGAAAGUAAAGCUCCAAAACAACGUUGCUGAAUUACCAUCUGUAAUUUUUUACCGAGUAUUAAAAAAUAGAAUUAUAUUCCCUAGCAUUUUUUGAAAAAGUUUCUAAUUAUAAGUUUGGCCUUCAAUCAUUUUUUCUAUAUCGCUACAUUGGCCAUAUACAUCAUUGCAUUUCUGAUCGGGUACAUAGUUGGUUACAUUACGCUGUACAGUACUGCACUACUGAUUACCAAGAGUAUUACAUUUCUGUAUUGGAACCGCGAGGUACAUUCUUCUCUUGGAACUUGUUUACAAUCUUGAAGAGGAAUUUCAGUACAUUGUAUCCUUGGAACAUCGUUACAAACCUGCCUUAAUCUCGUUUUCAAGACAUAUAAAACUAGAUAACAAUUGUCAUUUUUCUUGGGACACUCGGUAUAUGUAUUACAUAUAUACAUAGUUUUUAUUUCUUGUGUUUGAAUUGUAUACAUUUACACUUGGCACUUUGUAAACUAUUUUAUUAAUUUUCAUUAAUUUUCAUAAUUAAUAAAUUGUUGCAUGUAAAA
Molecule: messenger RNA, 1774 nt
Organism: Eurytemora carolleeae
Lineage: Eukaryota; Metazoa; Arthropoda; Copepoda; Calanoida; Temoridae
Product: putative ascorbate peroxidase
Exons: 11
Coding region: 16-1152 (378 amino acids)
Biological process (GO): cellular response to oxidative stress; response to reactive oxygen species; hydrogen peroxide catabolic process
Molecular function (GO): peroxidase activity; heme binding
Source: RefSeq, a predicted model, not a curated record